AUGGACAGCGACCGACAGAGACCUGAGAGAGACACCCCCCCCCAGCACUGGACGAGCUGCAAGCUGAUCAUCGACCCCGCGUUAACCAACGGACUCCACAAAGUGUUCCGCUAUGAUGGACGGCUCUUCAACAUCCCAGUGGAGGACCUAGGUCUGUUCCCUGUGGAGACUGUGAGAGACCCACGCAUCAGCCGCUUGUGGAGCAGAUCAGACCAGACCGAGCUGUCAGUGCCCAAAUUCAAGGUUGAUGAGUGGUACGUCGGCCCUGUUCCUCCCAAAGAGGUGACGUUUUCCAGGUUGAAUGACAAUGUGAAAGAGGCCUUCCUGACCAACAUGUGCAACAAAUAUGGGAGUAUCGAAGAAGUGGAAAUAUUUUACAAUCCCAAGAACAAUAAGCAUUUAGGGAUUGCAAAGGUGGUUUUUGACACGGUGCAGGCUGCAAGAGACGCUGCUCAGCACCUCCACCAGACGUCCGUGAUGGGAAAUAUCAUCCAUGUGGAAGUUGAUCCUAAAGGCGAAAACAGAACCCGAUAUCUCCAGCUCCUCUUGCGUGGCCUUUAUAAUCCCUGGAUGUUGCCAGGUCGCAGCAGUGAGCAAACCCUGCAAGACUUGAUUGGCAGUUUGCUGCGCAGCGCAGCCACACGGCGACAGGGGAGUGUUUCCAGCCCCACCAGCACCGCCACACCCCUCUCCAUGGACACAGCUUACUCCAGUAUUUGGCAGGAUACACCUUGCAGCUUUGGGCUCACGCCACGUUCUCAGGGAACCCCCCUCACCCCUUGCCUGUCUGCCACUCCUCUCUCCCAGGACUCUUGCUACUCCAGUCUUCAGGCGACUCCUGUCCUCCAGGGGGAGCCCUCCUCCAGCUUUAGUGUUCACAGACCAUUAAGACGAGAGCUCUGCCGUCUCAAACCUGGCAGGUAUCGCCGCAGAUCCAGCAACGUCUCUAAGGUCAACCGGGAUUUGAAGCAUUGCCAACCGCAGCCGCCACACGCCCUUUCAUCUCAAGCACAAACAAGAAGCCAGCAGCUUGAACUGUGGGGUCCCAGUGCUCAAUCCUCCACCCACAAUAAUGCACAGCCUUCGUUUAACCUCACCUCCCCCCGUCAAGAGCCCAGAGACGGGAUCACUGCUACCUCAAAGACUUUACCUCCGACCUGUCACUCUUUUAACAUCCUGAACAUGAAUUUCCCAGCUGUAGAGCAGACAGCAGCAUCCCCCUCACCCGAUGACCAUGCAGUUCUUACAGAAUUACCUCCAUCUGCUGGAAAAGGCUCCUCCAGCAGCCCCCGACCACAGGUGGAGAGUCUGGACUCCCGCAUUGAGAAUUUACUAAUCAACAACCAGAGCACUGCCCGCUCAUACUUUGCCAGACAGACUUCUGAGGCUGACGUGCCCUCUCAGGACAGCCCAGAAUCACCUGGCUCUGCUCAUAGCUCCCCUUUCUCCGAUGACUCCAGGGAUCGGCUGCCGGACAGUCAAGGGUCUCUCAGUGAAAAUGAAAAUGAUGAAACCACUCAAGCUGUAUCGUUUCUUACAAGAAACGCCCGGUCCCCCGCUGCAUCAGAGGUCACAGAUUUAGAAAGGAGGGCACACCUGAACACAUAUAAAGAUGCUAAAAGUUUCCAGUCAUUAUCAUGUCCGAAGGAGCAUCAUGCAGUGAAUGCAGAACACUCAGCCAACAGACUGCCUGGAGCUCUGCCACCAACAGGAGACUCUCUUCCUCAGCCCCCCCCUGCAAUUACAGCUGGAUGCCGCCAUCCACCUUCUUUCCCUUUCCCUGUUCCUCCCUUUCCCCCGCCUCGCCUGCCAAACGGCAUCAUCCCCAUCCCACCACCAGGCUGGAUGCCCCCUCCUGGCCAUGUUGGUAUCUCCAUUCCUCCUCCUUCUAUUCCUCCCCGAACAACUUUUUUGGGACCCCCUCCACCUUUGAUGGCGCCACCUUCUGUUCCCCCUCCUAUGCACGUGUACCCUUUAUCCAUGCCGCCGAAAAGCCGUUUGGAUGAGAGGAAUCCUCCGAGGCAUGGCUUCCUUCAACCGCCCUGGCCUGCGCCUCCUUUCCCGAGGUUUAACCCAUUUGUACCACCACCAGACUACCUGCCUGUGCGGGCAGACCCUCAUAAACUCACAGUAGAUAAAGUUUUAGAAGUCCUCAUGGAUGAACUCAAGUCAAUCAUUAAGAAGGACAUCACACGUAAAAUGAUUGAAGGGGUGUCUUUCAAGGCAUUUGAGGAGUGGUGGGACUCUCAAGAGGAAAAAACAAAGAUACAAGUUUCUCCUUUGAAAAAUGGACCGGAAAGUGUGGAUGAGACAAUCAAACAAAUAAAUCCCCUCAGUCAUGUGAGUGGCAAGGGCAAAAAACCUCCACUACCGUCCUUCAAGGUUAAAAGGAAAAGAGACGGUGAUCUUGCCACACCAAAAGAGACAGACACUGUGUUGUCCUCUGCACAUGAAAUUUCUGAUCGAAAACAGGGGGAUGACUCAAUGAAAGCUGCAUCGGAGCGGCAUAAACGCAGACAUGCAAGGCCACACGAGCUAGACAGCGAUGAUGAUGAAGGGCAAGAAGCAGACGAAAUGAUGCCAGACAGGAUGGAGGCUAUUGUGCCUGAAGACAGCGCCUCUCAGAACCUGUGUGACAGAGAACAUGACAAUGAUGAAGAGAGUAAUCCUAACGAGGAAGAAUUCGAAGUGGCACAACACUCCUCAGAGGACGAAUUAGCUGUCAUCUCCCUGAGUGAUGGAUUGCAGAGCUUGGAUGAGGAGCCGUUCUCAGACAGCAGCUACUCCGGGGAAAGCGAGUACGAGUCGUCAGACUUCAACUCCUCUGACUCGUUCUCCUCAGGCAGCUCUGAGGACUCGUCCUCUUCUUACCUCAGUCCUGAAGAUGAAGAAGCCAUGGAGGAGGAGGAAGAGGACGACAGGAGUUAUGUUUGUAUAGUUAUAUCGUCAGAUGAAGAGUCAAUGGGGCAGGACCCUUCCCUUAACUCAGCGGCCCCGCUGACCCCUGGUGCUCAGCUUGAUCUGUACCUGCAGGACUGGUCAGUUCCGUUCCCAACGGGGGAAGGAGAGGAGAAUCAGUGCACAGACUGUCAACAAGACACACAAGACUUUGAUGCUCUGAUGGAGCUCCAAACCAGAGCAUCCCAUGACCUACAGCCCCCAUCACCUCUUGGACUUCCAGCUGAGCCUUACCUUGACUCGGAUAUGGAGAGCCCUGGAUGGUCGCUGGAGUCUCUGGAAACCAUAGAAAACCUCAGGCCUCUCACUCCCAGUGGCUUCUUGGUGGAAAGUGACCCUGACAUCCUGAUUAAAAGCAAACCAACAUCUCCGGCUGCGGAGGAGGUUGAACGACCACAAACACCAGGCAAGCGAACAGUGGCUGAACUGGAAAGUGAGGAGUCAAAUGAAGCCAGUGAAUUCUUGUUCCGCUGCCCAGAAAGCAGCGAGCUCAUUCUAGCUCCCCCUGACCUCCGGGCGGCCUCAUAUCAUUUAUACCAGGAGAUACCAAAAACUCCUGGGAGAGAGGAGAGAAGUGGAUGUACACAGUACAGCUCUGUAAGAACUCCAGCCACACCUGGCAGAGAGACACACAUAUCAGAAGGUAGCGCUGUGAUGUGCUCACCUCUUAAAAGCUCUCCAAUAAUUCCAGCUUUGUCCAACAAUCCAUAUAUAAUCGCUCCAAAGACUCCUGGAAGAGACAUUGUCCUACCCCGAAGAGCAGUAGUCCACAGGAGGAAAUCACAAUUGGGGGCCACCUCACUGCCCCAGUUGGGUGACAACUAUCUUGGAGGUUCUCCCAUCACAGGGAUCUCUCCAUGCAGUCUCUCUGAAUCUUCGUCUGAUGGGAGGAGUGCAUGGACCAGUUCGCGUGUGCGAAAGAAGCCUUUGCAGGGACUGGAGAAUAUGCUCGGCCUCAUGGGUGAGGAGAAAUCUGUAUUUAGGCGAAAACAAUGGAGGAAACUAAAGAGAAGAUGGAGAACUCAUCAUCGGCAGCGCUCCCUUAAAAAACUUGCUGGUCCACUCUCGUACCACAGUCGUCCUCACAGGGGGCGCUCACUGCGUGAGGAGUGGAGAGUCCUUCAUAGUAUUUGGAAAGAGGGUCUGGAUCAAGAAGAUGCCAGGCUGCUGCAGUCGACAUUUGAGCGGCUGCAAGAGCAGGAUAAUGGUUUUGGGUGGCUCAGUGACACCCUCUGGAUACCUCAUCCUCUGACUAAAGUCCCCACAGAGCAGAGUGAGGAACAGAAGCCAUGGCCAAAGCACCGGACCGGCUCUGCUCGCAGUGAAGGGUUCUACAAAAUCAGCAGGAAGGACAAAUUGAAAUAUUGGAAAAACACAAAGCUGGACGCGGAGCUUCCAUCCACAAGUACUCAGGGAACAUCUACUCCAGUCAAGCCCUCCCCCUCACUGCUGCGUGCUGGAUCUGGCUUCAGGUCUGAACAGCGCCGCCUGAUGUCCUAUUUCAGCUUUGACAGUGAUCUGCUCAAGUUCAACCAGCUGAAGUUUCGAAAGAAGCGGAUUCGUUGCAGUCAGAGUCACAUUCAUGCGUGGGGCCUGUUUGCGAUGGAGCCUAUAGCAGCAGAUGAGAUGGUGAUUGAGUAUGUGGGACAAAUCAUCAGACAGGUUAUUGCUGACAUGAAGGAGCAGAGAUAUGAGAAGGAGGGCAUCGGUAGCAGCUACUUGUUCCGGGUUGAUCAAGACACCAUCAUUGAUGCCACUAAAUAUGGGAACCUAGCCAGGUUCCUCAACCACAGCUGCAAUCCUAACUGUUACGCUAAGAUUAUCACUGUGGAGUCUCAGAAGAAGAUCGUGAUAUAUUCCCGGCACCCGAUAAGCAUCAACGAGGAGUUAACGUACGACUACAAAUUUCCCAUCGAGGAGACAAAGAUUCCUUGCUUGUGUGGAGCAGAAAGCUGCCGCGGCUACUUGAACUGAUCUCCAAUGAAGUGUCCUUGU
Molecule: messenger RNA, 4953 nt
Organism: Limanda limanda (common dab)
Lineage: Eukaryota; Metazoa; Chordata; Actinopteri; Pleuronectiformes; Pleuronectidae
Product: histone-lysine N-methyltransferase SETD1B-A-like
Exons: 17
Coding region: 1-4932 (1643 amino acids)
Cellular component (GO): Set1C/COMPASS complex
Molecular function (GO): histone H3K4 methyltransferase activity; protein binding; RNA binding
Source: RefSeq, a predicted model, not a curated record